Molecule: messenger RNA, 1106 nt
Organism: Pyrus x bretschneideri (Chinese white pear)
Lineage: Eukaryota; Viridiplantae; Streptophyta; Magnoliopsida; Rosales; Rosaceae
Product: glycine-rich RNA-binding protein 4, mitochondrial
Exons: 5
Coding region: 166-906 (246 amino acids)
Molecular function (GO): RNA binding
Source: RefSeq, a predicted model, not a curated record
UAAAUUCGGCCCCAACCUCGACGGAUCAGAUCUCCCAGAGCUCUCCAUAUAAUCCAACUCCCCCCUUUACCUCAUAAACCCUAUUCGAAAUCAGAAAGCUUAGGGUUUUGUAGUCGGUCUCCUGAGAGCAGAGUGACAGAGUGAGAACCGGACAAGGUGAUUACGAUGGCUUUCUUAAGUAAAAUUGGGAGCAUACUUAGGCAGACUGCAAACAAGCAGAUCAGGUCUGAAGUAUCUCCUCUCAAACUGUCCAUCCAUCAAGCUAUAAGAUGCAUGUCAUCCAUGGCAAGCUCAAAGCUGUUCAUCGGAGGUAUUUCGUACCAGACAGAUGACCAGAGUCUGAGAGAGGCUUUUCAGAAAUAUGGGGAAGUUGUUGAGGCAAGAAUCAUCAUGGACCGCGAAAGUGGUAGAUCAAGGGGAUUUGGAUUCAUUACCUUCACUUCUAGCGAGGAAGCAUCUAGUGCUAUCCAGGCCUUGGAUGGGCAGGAGCUUCAUGGCCGCCGCGUAAGGGUGAAUUAUGCUACUGACAGGCCUCGCCCCAGCUAUAAUAACUACGGUGACGGUCAAAGUAGUUAUGGAUCUGGUGGUGGAAAUAAUUAUGGUAACUAUGGACCCAGCGGAGGUGACAGCUAUGGAAGAGGAAACACUGGAUAUGGUCAAGGAAGCUACAACAGUCCUGGUAAUUAUCCAAGUGCAAACGCUUAUGAUGCUCCCGGUGGAGGUUUUGGCAAUAGUAACAAUUUUGGUGCUGGUACUGCCGAUAACUUCAGUGUUGGUGGCGACAACAGCUUUGGCACUGCUAGUGCUCCAUUUGGAGAGAACAAAACUGGCUUUGGCCUGGAUGAUCCACUGGAAGGAAACGAUAGGGACGAUGAUGAUGCUGGUGACUUCGCCAAGAGGGCCUGAUAAUAAUUAUUAGAUUUCAGGGGCUGUUAGCUUCUCCGGCAGUGCUACAAGUAGAUUUUUUUUGUUUAUGUUACAGCCUUCUCAUGUUCCCUUCCCCGUUUCUCCGAACCAUUUUAUUACAUUUUAUGCCGUAUUUGCCUGUCACAAACUUCACGCACCUUUCUGUGUGCUUUGUUAAUGAAGGACCUUGAAUUGUGGAA